GCCGGCAGCCGGCGCGGCCAUGGAGAACGGCGCCGUCUACAACCCGACCACCGAGCCGCAGGCCAAGCCGCCCCGCCGCCCCUGGGGCUGCUCCCUGCGGCACCUGCGCGGCUGGCGGCUGCCGGCCAAGGCGCUGCAGGCCAUUCUCUCUCUUCUGGCUGUUAUUUGUGAAGAAAUUGUGGCACAUUGUAUCAACUGUAGUGGACUUUACUUCUUUGAAUUCACAAGCUGCAGUGCCUUUCUUUUGAGCCUCCUGAUCCUGUUUGUGUAUUGCACUGAUGUAUAUGAAACAUUUGGGGAAGAGAAAAUACAGAGAGUGAAUUUUUGGGCCAUGCUAGCCAUAAGUUUCUUUUUUCUGAUAGCGUCAAUAGUGCUUGCUGUGACCAGUUCUGGGUCUGCUGCUGAAAAUGCUGCCUAUGUGCUUGGAUUUUUUGCAAGUGUUGCAUUUUUAGCUGAAAUUAUUAUAGAGUAUUUUCACGGUCGGAAACAAAACAUUGACGAACGCACUGAAAAUCCUGGUAACCCUCAGAGUGCCACAGAAAAUCAGCCACUGAAUAAACAAAGUUAACUUUC
Messenger RNA from Apus apus (common swift), 573 nucleotides. RefSeq names its product CKLF like MARVEL transmembrane domain containing 6 (gene CMTM6). The record is from RefSeq and is a predicted model, not a curated record. The transcript has 4 exons. Bases 20 to 568 code for a protein of 182 amino acids. Gene Ontology annotation, cellular component: membrane. Lineage: Eukaryota; Metazoa; Chordata; Aves; Apodiformes; Apodidae.